This is a messenger RNA of Antrostomus carolinensis (chuck-will's-widow), 1674 nucleotides long. RefSeq names its product rho GTPase-activating protein 20. Gene Ontology annotation, biological process: signal transduction; regulation of Rho protein signal transduction. The record is from RefSeq and is a predicted model, not a curated record. Gene Ontology annotation, molecular function: GTPase activator activity. Lineage: Eukaryota; Metazoa; Chordata; Aves; Caprimulgiformes; Caprimulgidae.
AUGCUUUCCCUCCUUUACCAAGAGGGUCCUUCCACUGAGGGUAUUUUCAGACGCUCUGGAAGUGCAAAAACCUGCAAAGAGCUCAAGGAGAAGCUUGAUUCAGGCGCUGAAGUGGACUUAACCUGUGAAUCCAUAUUUGUAACAGCAUCUUUGUUUAAGGAUUUUCUUCGCAAUAUCCCAGGCAGCAUUUUGUCAUCCCAGCUCUGUGAUAAGUGGGUCUCUGUGAUGGAUCAAGGAAAUAAUGAAGAGAAGAUAAAAAGCAUCCAAAGGUUAAUAGAGCAGCUCCCCAGAGCUAAUGUUGUCCUCUUACGUUACAUCUUUGGAGUACUGCAUGGCAUAAAAAUGCGAUCUGAAGAGAACCAGAUGAAUGCAUUUAAUCUGGCUAUCUGCAUUGCACCUAGCCUGCUCUGGCCUCCCAUUUCCUCCACUCCUGAUAUAGAAAGUGAAUUUACAAAAAAGAUUUCUAGUCUGGUACAGUUCCUCACUGAGAACUGCUGCAGGAUUUUUGGAGAGGAAAUUACCUCCCUCUUUGGAGAAAUAAUGAUGACAUGCAAGAGAGAGAAUGGCUCAGAUGCUGCUUCUCUCCAUCUGAAUGACUCUUCCUACGACAGCUUGGAAAACGAGGUGAACGAUGAAGCUGACUCCUCUUCCAGCGACUGGAUUAAGAACCGAGAUCAGGAUAACAGGAGCAGGGAGUCUGUCUUCACUCUGAGCGACGGUGAUUCAGAGCAGACGGAGGUGGAUGAAAUCCAAAGUAAAACCAAAUCAAAACAGUUGACAAUUUCUGUUGAUGUACACCGUAAGUUUUCAUCACAAGAAAACUCGGAGAAUGAGUCUCUCUGCUCCAAUGCACUGGGCUUCUCUUCAGCAGCUACCUCAGGUGCUCCCAAAACCUUGAGGAGACACAGACGCUCCUCAGAGCCCGCAAUUGGCCUCCUUGCCCCCAGCUUCGCCUGCAUUGGUGACGGUCGUGAGAAGGCAACACGCAAAGCCAGCUGUGACGUUGUCCUGUCUCACGAAGAUGAAGACUAUCUCCGUCAGCUUCGGUCAUUACAGAUGGAGGGGCAAAAGCUUAUCAAUCAGAGCUUGAUUAUAGGGAUUAACAUCGGUAAAAGUGACAACACAAACCAAAAUGUUGAGAAGAAAGACUUGUCCCAUUGCCUCCUGCCUCCAAUGCCAGAGAGAUUAAAUAUUUGCUCAGGAUUUAGCUCUUCUAGCCUGUCUUCUCCUGGGACAUCUCCAUCUGUGUCGUCAAUGAGCUCUCUGGACAGUGCUUUCUCUCAGUUUUCAGACCAAUCUGUGUUUACCCCAACUGAAACCUCCUCCCCUUUCGAUAGCACUUUUCAGUCGCUAAAGAAACAUGAAGACACUGCCACUGAAGUGGCUGAUGACUAUUUGGUUACACCCACCAAGGUGCCACCAUCUCCACAACCUACCGACACUUUGGCUGAGGGGGGCUUCCUGGAGCCCAACAGCAGGCCAGCACCCCUGAAACCUACUGAUGGAGUUGAUGGCUAUUUGAUUAAGCCUGACAUUCAGCCAUUACCUCUGAAAAUCCCAGGAAGAGACAGACUUCAUAUCCAAGAUCAAAGAGGAGGUCUAGAAGAGCAUUACAGCAAUCCAAAGUUUGAAGAGACUGACCAAAGCUUUUUGCGGAGGAAUCUUAACACUUAA